UGCGGCAUCUCAAACAGAAUGGAAAGCUGGUGACAAGUUUGUAUAUUUUUUUGUUAAGGGUUAACAUUUUUCUGAGAAACCUGAGGUUAGUUGGGAUUCUUUUCUCUUAUGCUGUCGAGGGGCUCGUGAAUUUUCUCCGCAUGUUAAAGGAGUUUUUGAAACAUCAGGAAGGACUGGGACGGGUUAUCUUAAUGACGGACUGUUUUUCGACUUUAAACCAGGCCCAAGGAAUUUUUGGAAGUCGGACUUAAUACACGAAUCUAGACUUUCUUUGACGACGCGAAUCCCGAUUCGGCUUUCCUUUCCCAUGCCUGAUUGGGAAAGGAAAGCCGAUUCAACCAUGAAUUAACUGGUUAUAUUUUAUUAGCAAAUUUUUUUCCGCAAAUAUAUAAAUCUGUAAAUAUCCGUGUCGUCUUGCAUUGCCAAAACAUUGAAAUGCCAAACUCCCAAAGGUGUAAAAAUGCUAAUAACUGGAAAGGUAUUUCAAUGAUUCCUUACUUAAUCUUCGCAAAAACAUUGGAACAAAUUGAAAAUACUUCUUCACGUUUAGAAAUAAUUAAAACACUUGCAGAAUUUUUUGUUAAAGCAAUAAACCUUUCUCCAAAUGAUUUGAGUCCAGCAGUUCAUUUGUGUGUUAAUCAACUUGGACCAGCUUAUGAAGGUUUAGAAUUGGGUAUAGCUGAUGCUUAUUUGAUUAAAGCAAUUGCUGGUGCUACUGGAAGAACGGCAAAUAAAAUCAAAGAAGAGCUCAAAAAAGGCUUGGAUCUGGGUGUUGUGGCACAGCAAAGUCGAUCUGGUCAAAGUAUGCUUUUCAAGCCAAAGCCACUUACUGUUCCAUUUGUGUUUAAUAAACUACGUGAAAUUGCUCAAAUGAGUGGAACUGAUUCUGUGGGCAAAAAAGUUGACAAAAUUCAAAGUCUAAUUUUACAUUGUGUUGAUUGUGAAGCUAAAUAUUUGGUACGCUGUUUAAGUGGAAAGCUCAGGAUUGGAUUAGCUGAACAAUCUGUAAUUGUUGCUUUAGCUAAUGCUUUUACAACUGUUGAAUUGGGGGAUAAAAGUUUGCUUUUUUUUUAA
Molecule: messenger RNA, 1074 nt
Organism: Meloidogyne enterolobii
Lineage: Eukaryota; Metazoa; Nematoda; Chromadorea; Rhabditida; Meloidogynidae
Source: the annotation of a GenBank genome assembly